Molecule: messenger RNA, 1605 nt
Organism: Mesorhabditis belari
Lineage: Eukaryota; Metazoa; Nematoda; Chromadorea; Rhabditida; Rhabditidae
Source: the annotation of a GenBank genome assembly
AUGCUUCGAAUACUUCUGUGGACGGCGACGACAGCGUUUUUAGCGGUGAAUGCGGCUCCAACGAAUUCAACGACUUGUUUGGACAAAUGUCUCGAGAAUCGAGGAUCGAUCGUUGAUGUGAACGACUUGUGGAACUUCCAAAAAACAUUUUUUAAUUUGGCGACGCUUUGCAAAGAUUUCGAUGAUGUCUCGAAUUGUGCCCAAGAUUGUCCGGAGCAAGCUAGCGAAUUCGUUGAGAAAUCAGCGAUCGCCGGGAGAAUCUGUCAAUGGAAAGAUUUGUCUAAAGUCAAAGAAUGUUCCUCUCAAAUUGAUGAGAACUUGAGCGAGAGUUGCUCUCAAAGCUGUGGAAUCGAUGGGAAUUCGACAUCCGCUCUCCGCUUUGACUCGAGUCCCACUUCGGCGAUCAAUCCCCAAGCUGAAAUGGCGUCGAUUGGAUCCGAUUGCAGACAACAAAUCUGUGUUCUUCAAUGUUCCUCUCGGAAACUCCAAGAUCAGUGUGCCCCAGCGUCAGAGCUUUUCAGGGAAUUGAUCAAACUCCAAAUCAGCUCUGGAUCGAUAAAGCUAGGCGAGGAUCAAAGAAAGCAAUACUUUGACGCUUUGCCGGAAGAGUGCGCAUUUUUGAAGCACCAAGAAAGUUUGGAAAAGCUUUUCCCAAUCGAUUCCUCAACUCCAAUCAUUCGGAAUUUCGAAAAAGAAGUCACUGAUGCGUCAAUUGGUGAACCGGAAAAAAACCCACUUCCUGCCAAUUCUGGGGAAUUCACAAUGUCCAAGGCAAUCGAUGGCGUUGAGACGAAAGAAGACGAAGCGAAACUGGUAAGCAAAGAGGAUGAGACACCAGCACCGCCAUUGGCCAUCAGUGAUACAGCCGAGGGAGAGGGAGAAGAAUCGGAUGAGGAAACAAAAGAAUUGAAUAAGGAGCGAAAACCCGAUGAGCCAUUCGUGUUGGCAAGCCGAGAUACGAAGCCGGAGGAAGAAACAAAAGACGAGCAACAACCACACGUUUUCCAACCGGAAGACGAUUUCGUUCCAUUUGGAAGCCCAGCAAAUAUUACUGAAGAAACGGCGUCUCCCGUCACCGAGAAUCCGGCUGUGGCGAUGGCUGAGGAAGAUGUGAAAAUUGUUAAUCAACCCGCAUCGAUUAACCCAGAGACAGUUCAAUUGAGCGGCGAGACUGGCUCUGAGGAGGUGACCCCGAAAAUGGAUGUGCUGAGUAGUGAGGAGAAUAUGGAACGGCCAGAACCGCCGGUAAAUGGUGAACAAGGUGAUGAUGAGAAAGAGAUUGCCGAGGGAAUGGAGAAAAUGGAGGAAGCUAUCAAAAAAGAGAGCCGAUCAGACGAAAACGAGGAAAAGGAUGAGGAAAAAGAGGAAAAAGAGGAAAAAGAAGAAAAAGAGGAAAACAAAGAGAUCAACGAGAAUUCUGGAGAGAAACAGGAAACGACAACUGAAGCCAUUCUAAUUGUUGACGCCGGCCAGAUGGAGAAAGAUCCAAAGAAAAACGAAAACGAUUUGAGCCAAUUGAUCACUCAAAGUCCCGAAAUGGUGAGUUCCUCCACAUCGCUGACACUCGGCUCGAUCACUUUAUUGAUUGCCUUCUUUGUGACUCCA